CUUAUUCUCUCUUUUUUUCUCUCUCUCCAUAUUGAAUAUAUAUAUACAUACAUAUUAUGGAUUUCACACCUAAACAACUUCAUUAUCUCAAAAGAGAGAUGAUAACCAAACAGCUUGACUUUGAGAUAUCAAGUCUAGUCCAUGAUCCAGAGACACUCUUCUUGACAGCGAAAAAAUAUCCACUCCUUAGUUAUAUAUUUCAUCAUAUGAUCAUCAAGUUUCCUCUUCUCAAGCAAAUACAACAGGAAGAAUUCUGGGGCAAGUGCCAAACCCUCUUGAACGAGUUCAACAAGAUUCAACUUGACAACUUUUAUUGUCCUCAACACUCCGAAAGCUCAUUGCAAAAGAAAUUGAUCCAGCGAAAAUUGAAAAAGGCGCUCGUCUUUGCUUAUUGUGCAAGCAUUAAAACAGUCCAAGGCAAAGAAGAAAGUAUCAAAAUAUUCGAGUCUACUUUGAAUGACCACAGACACUCACCUGAAAUUCAACUCAACAUUGUCACUGUUCGUCGAGUGAAGGUAAAGAAGGCCUUGUUGGAGACGUCACACGCCGAAUUUAUAAUCGAAACAAGGUAUCCGGAUAAAAGGGAUCCUAUCUAUGUCAACAAACGGCAUCGGGACUUUCGUCGACUCCGGGAACAACUUAAAAGGCAUUAUCUCCAUCCUAUUCCCGUAGUUCCUCAUAAGCAUGUGUCAGCGAAUGAUGCGUUUUACAGAGAACACGACCGACUUGCUCUACGCGCUUAUUUACACGAAUUGAUUCAACAUCCCAUCUUUGGCAAAAGCCAAGCACUGCAUUCGUUUUUAAUGGAUCAACCAACGUCAUUUGUACCAGAUCAGGAUUGUUUUGACCGGGAAAAGGCAGAUAAGCAAAGAUUUGAGGAACAAGAAAAGAGCCAAGAGGAACUGAAUGAGCGCGUCAAGGAUUUGCAUAAGCAAUUGGAUGAUCUAAAGAAAGAGAUACUUCAGCCAGGAGGCUUGAUUCAAGUGUUUGAUAUCAUAAAGCACACUCAAGAUAUUCAAGAUUUACCGCCGUCUCUUAAAAAGGCUUUCGAAUGGGGCCGCAUAAACUUUGCAUUCGCACUGCGCAAACAGUUCAUUAUGGUCGAUACGGCAGCUGACAAUCUGAAUAAUUUAAAAAGAACCCAUGGCUUGAUGCCCUACAGGACAAUAUCGAUGAUAUUAAAACUAUCUAAUCCCAUGUCUAUGGUGAAGAGUAUACUUGAUUUAUUUUUAGCACAACCUUUUGGUAGCAGAAGCUUAUUUCAGAGAAUUUUAAUCUCCAACCUGAGCCAAGAAUCAAAGUCGUUUCAAAAGGCCAUAGAAGAUUUAGAACAAGAGAUUGGUCAUGCCAGUUUAUGUGAAAAGGUGUAUAAUGCAGUUCAUACUUCAAAAUCAGAUGAAUGGCAAGACUAUACUUCACCUACCGAGGAACUACUGGCCGUAUUAAGAAAUGAUGAUAUCAAGCCAAUAUUAUCUGAUAGGGAACUUUCUCUAUGUGAUAAUAACAGCGACGAAGGAAAGAAGCUCAUCAAGCAUCUCUAUAGAUUAUGGGAAUCUUAUGCUAAACAAAAGGAACAUGAUAUUGCCAUGGAAUUAGUAUUCCAAGGAGUAACAGGCGAUAUUCUAAAGGAAUGCAUUUCUGUGUUUUAUGAACCAUUAGCACAAGUGUACAAGGCAGCAGAUAUUAGUACAACAAUACGUCAUAUAUCACUAUUUAUUGACGAUUUAUUAAAUACGAUCGAACAACAAGAUAAGUCGAUACAGUCAUUCAUCGAUUUGGUCAAGCGACAUGAACAAAGGUUCUAUGACUUUGUCUAUAACGUUCAUACACAAGAUGCAUCGGAUAUCUUUAAUGAGUUGAUAAAGUAUGUGGACACUCUGUUCACCUUUAUGUUUGAUGGACUGCCUGGCAAGAUUGAUAUAAACCAUUCUAUUGAACAAGCCGGUAUUACAACACCAGAGCUAAAGGAUCAACUGAUAUCAGAAGUGGACUCUUUGUGUGAAUAUCGUUAUAAACAAAAAAUGUAUCGAUUUGAAAGGGCCAAGAAAAAGAUCAUGUUGGACAACAACAACAGUGAUAGCGCACCUCAAGAUCUAGAGGACUAUUACUCAAGUGACGAGUCCUCUAGUGAAUCAUCUUUAAUUACAAACAUGACCAAUGAUAGUGAAAAUGUACACCCCUUCCCUGUACUAUUAUUAAUACCUAAAGUGACACCUUAUUUUAUUCAAGACGUUAUUCAAUUGUUACCAUCCACGGGUGCCUGAUUUAUCGGCACCUUUUAAUAAAAGUUCUUUCAAUAACUCCCAUCGUUGUUGGCAAUCGACUAUAUCAUGUCUUCCUUUUAGUUUGGCCACUGCUUCUGGCCAUCGCUCACUCGUCAGUCUAGUCAAGACAUGUGCCAUCAGUAUCUUAUCUUCCUCCAUUGUCCAUUCGGCUUGUUUAUGUUCUGU
This is a messenger RNA of Rhizopus microsporus ATCC 52813, 2450 nucleotides long. RefSeq lists its product as uncharacterized. NCBI's taxonomy places the organism in Eukaryota, Fungi, Mucoromycota, Mucoromycetes, Mucorales, Rhizopodaceae. The record is from RefSeq and is a predicted model, not a curated record. Gene Ontology annotation, molecular function: phosphatidylinositol binding. The transcript has 4 exons. Bases 57 to 2264 code for a protein of 735 amino acids.